Molecule: messenger RNA, 709 nt
Organism: Stegastes partitus (bicolor damselfish)
Lineage: Eukaryota; Metazoa; Chordata; Actinopteri; Pomacentridae
Exons: 2
Coding region: 34-660 (208 amino acids)
Source: RefSeq, a predicted model, not a curated record
AGUGAGGAGAGAAGACGCCCCGUUAACAGAGAAAUGGAUCAGUCUUUGGCAAACCGUCACCAGAGAGGAGCCCCUCAGAGCGAUGCGCCGGUCGGGGCCUUCAGGCACGCCAACGCCCCCCCGGUGGAGAGGGGCAUCAUCAGCGGGGACAACGUCCAGUUCAGGAGGCUGCGGCGCCACACGCAGUCGGAGAGCUCCGGGGCUGAAGACGAGUGGCUGAGCUCCUCGGUGGAGGCGGGCGGCUCGUACGGCCGGAGCCCCGUCCUGCAGGGCAUGCAGUCCGAGGCCAUAUGGUACAACCGCAGCGCCUACGAGCAGGCCGAGGGCAGCUACCAUCGCCGGCUCGCCUCCAACGGCAACGGGCCGCUGUCGUCCUCCCCGCGGAGCCCCAACACCAGAGGAUCCUUGACCUUCCACACCAGACGUAGCCAGGACCAGGGCCACCCGGUCAGCACCGUGAAGGCCUCGGGCACGCCUCACCGCCAGGGCAGCAGGGGGCGCAGCCGCACCUCCUCCGAGACGGAACAGGGAGGCAAAGGCAGCCGGGGGCCACACCCGAGGAAGAGGGGCCUCUCCGAGACGGAGGGCCGGCCGAGAUGGGACAAGUAUGAGCCUCCUCACACAAGGAAUGGGAGAGAUCUGUGUUGUUGGUUUAUUUAACUGCUGGAAGUAUUUGGUACUCGUUGUCCGUCUGCAUUUUGGCCUUUUC